UUUACAACUUCACAUUGUAAAUUGCACUUCAUAUAUUAUAAGUAGGAGCUGAGAUGAUGAUGAGCAAGCAAUAUGCAAUAGUAGCUCCACUCAAAUGAACAUGACUCCUUUGUAUAUCAUUUGCUACUUCGUCUACACAACUCUCACUUCCACCAUAUUAUCUCUCCUCCUCGGCCUCCGCCUCCUCCGCCGCCUUCUUUCCUCUUCGAGCACCGACGCCGGAAACGUCAUCGCACUCUAUGAAGGCACCGUCAACCACGAGCGCCGCCACCCCGCCCGCAACUCCUUCCGGUUCACCACCCGUUACGCGCUCCUCGACCUCGACCGCCCGCCCUACGCGCCCCCUGCCUUCCUCUCCGCCGACGAGGCUCGUCGUGCCGCCAAGACAAACGGACCAGUAUUUCUUUUGACAACACCUGCAAGCGUAGGAUAUCGAUGCAGUCCCGUGAAUAUAUACUACUGCUAUGAUAUCCAAGGCUCGAAAAGGAUUUUCAAGAGAUGCCUUAUUGAGGGUUCUAAUACACCUUGGGGUGAAAGUGUAACGUUUGUGUUCAACCCAACCUCCGACUUAGUCCCAAAAUGUGAAUACAUUAGCCCUUUCUCGGAUAUGCUCGGACAUUGGAAGCUUAAAAUGAGUGAGCCGGAGGAGGAUUUAUAUGCGUAUAUGUCUGUUCAACAUCCCAACUUCGGUAAUAAUAAUCUUGUAGCUUCGUUGAAGGCCAAGAAAGUCGAAAUCUCCUCUACUACACGAGAGGAUCUUGAAGCAUUCUUCUGGUUGCAACCACAUAAGAUCACAAUUAUUACCUAUUGGAAUGCUGUUCGACUUUGGUGGAAACGUGUGCCUUUUUACGAACAUCCAAGAAAAGAGAAUCCGGCCUAUAGGGAAGAAGCUAUAGCAAAAAAUGGAAAGACAACUCAAUUUUGCCCUGGAUUUGGAGGGAAAAUUGCAGGAAACGAUGUCGUUUCAUGCGAAGAUCAGACGCUUGAUCGCUGCUACAUGUGGAAAGAUGCUCCAUCGCCAUGGUCAAACCUAAUCGCACCAUAUCCUUAAUUAUCACCAGAAAAAUUAAUUUGUUGCUCUUGUCUUCUUCUUAUAUUUAAAUGCUGAUGGAUGAUUUUGAAUAUAUAGAUAUAUUAUUCAUAUUAUAUGCA
Messenger RNA from Salvia miltiorrhiza (redroot sage), 1152 nucleotides. RefSeq lists its product as uncharacterized. Bases 95 to 1051 code for a protein of 318 amino acids. The record is from RefSeq and is a predicted model, not a curated record. The transcript is spliced from 5 exons. NCBI's taxonomy places the organism in Eukaryota, Viridiplantae, Streptophyta, Magnoliopsida, Lamiales, Lamiaceae.